AUGGCGAGCAAGAAAAAGGCCGACGAGGAAAAGCUACGAAGACGGCGGUUGGCACGGUUUCGUUUCAAGGCACUUGUUCGGUUGGUGAUCUGCAACAACUACUGGCUGUCCGAAAUUGAUGAGCAGGAAAUUGGGGAAAAUGCCCGCCGGAACAUUGCGAUCAUCGUUCGGCGCAAGGGAAGGAAGGGUUUGCUGACGCUUUUUGAAAAAGCAAUUCUCAACCAACCGGCGAAGGAUCGCACCGCGGAGCAACGUGCGAAACUGGUCGAACUGUUUCGUCGUUUGGAGUGUCUGUCCCGUUUUCCGUUGGAGGUACGAGAGCAGCUGGCCACGUGCGCCAGCUACCGUUACUACAAUGCCGGUCGAACCGUUCUGCGCGAAGGUCACGAAGCUCAGGCAAUGUAUUUCGUUUUGGAUGGCGAAAUUACCGUCAGCCGAUCGACAUGGGACCCGGUUUACAAGCAAUAUAAUGACAUUGCCUACGGCGUUCGAGUGCCGGGGGAAAUGUUUGGGGAAAUAGCGUUCCUGUACGGGCGCCCCCGUACCAUGACCUGUGCAACGGCGACUGACUGCGAGCUGCUGUGUGUAUCGCGGGACGAUUUCGUGCGUUUGUUGGAACCAACCCUGCGGCUGCAAUGGUCCCAGAUGCAGGAAGCGAUCCAGCGCUUCCAGUACUUUGACCACUGGAACGAAGAUCAGAUUCGCGAGUGCUGCAUCCUGGCCAAGGUGAGCCACUUCAAGCCGCAGCAGCAAAUUGCCGUUGCCGAAACGGGCGGCCAGUUCGAGUACGCCUACUUCGUGCUUAGCGGUCAGUGCAUGAUUUUGCAGUGCCUUAAGGUCAAGAAGAAGAUGCGUGGCCAGCGUGAGUGCUAUCGGCUGCAGCCGGCGGAGUCGGAAGAAAUGCAGCUGCGAAUUGCCGAACGGUUGAUGAAACGCAAGGAUUCGGAUGUAAUACUUUCGGUACUGUCCCCGAGACUGCGUGCUUCGCUGGAGUUGACGGCAGCAGAUGGUGGCGGGGAAUCGCCACCACUUCCCGAACAGCAACCUGCAGUGUCACAGCAGGAAAUGCUGGAACAUCACUUUCUAGACGUUGGCACCUACAGCUGCGGAUCGGUUUUCGGACUGGGAGAACGAAUGGCGGAUCGCUCGAUCGUUGCUCGGAACCACGUGCAGUGCAUGAUGAUCCCACGCUAUUGGUUGUUCAUGAAGCACCAAAAUACCGGCAACGUUUGGCAGCGCAUCAAAAUGUAUCUGGACAUGGCGAUUCCCAGCCGGGAGCAGUUGUUUCAGCAGUUUUUGGAUGACCUAAAUUGGUUGGUCUACCGAAAGAAGGUUGUCAGCGAAGUGAUUCGGCUGCGCGGCCGCCAGAACCAUACCCGGCUGGCCGACGUUCCCAUGGUGUGCCGAGUGGAGCAAGGCAGAGGAUCCAAUUGA
Molecule: messenger RNA, 1434 nt
Organism: Sabethes cyaneus
Lineage: Eukaryota; Metazoa; Arthropoda; Insecta; Diptera; Culicidae
Product: cyclic nucleotide-binding domain-containing protein 2-like
Exons: 6
Coding region: 1-1434 (477 amino acids)
Source: RefSeq, a predicted model, not a curated record